GCAAACGGACCUUGAAACUUCUCCCCAGGUGUCGGCUUAUCCAUUUUGAGCCCCCGCAUGAGUCUUCCACAGCAGGUCCGCCGCAUGCACUGCGACCUGUCCGGAACUCAUUUGUUCUCUCCCUCAGCCCUCUAGCUUCGAUAUCGGCCCUGUCAUGGCUCCAGGUGCCGGAGGAAAGAGAAAAAGAGGCGAUCGAACGUGGUCUGGCGAUUCCGGGAACGACGGUUCACGACCAUCCCCCCAUCGACCAGGUAAUCUCAAUAUGGCGCAACACAAUCACGGCCCGCAGUCUCGCGACUACGACUCGCGUGGCCGCGGACGGAGGCCUCCCGGUCGAGGAAGAGGAGGCAAUAUGAAUAUGGGUCGACGUCCCAGUGGCGAUAGCCAGAACUUCCCCGGCGGUCGGAGGGACACGGCCAUGUCCCCGCCCAGCAGCGCGCCCGCGAAAGAUGUGCCUGAAUCAAAUCAGAUUAACGGAAUUUCUGCGAAUGCCGACCAGAACAAACCUCCUCCAUCACCUUCACCUGUAAAUCCAUCGGCCCAGUCACAGCCGCAACCUCAGACGCAGACCCAACCGUCGCCUGCGCCAACGCCCGCUCCUGCGCCUCCAAUGCAACGAUCAAAUGCUCCCGUGCAGCCUCCUCCCGGCCCACCACAACCGUACGACUACGAGUACGUUACACAAUCAGUGAUCGAUCACUGGGCCGCCUCUGGUAGAAAGGAAGUCGUGGAGAAGGGUAUCCAAGCGAAAAACACGCAAGAUGCGUCUGGUCUGGCGUCCGUAUACCAGGAGCUUAUCCGCUCAGCCCUGUACGGCCGACUACCACCAGACCACGCGGGCUCAGCAGUUAGAGACAUCAUUGGCGAUGAUGUUACUGUGGAGAACGUUGACAUGAACGGGGAGCAAUCGACUUCAAGCACCCUUGACACGCAAUCUCUUUUCCUAGACACCCUGUCCAUUCUUACCGAUUCCGACACGUCAAACAAUGCCCUGAGACCGCUUGUUUACUCCACUGGCAUCAACCCAGCUCUUAUGCGCGUGCAGCUCGACACACAACUCCUUCAAUCGCUCGGACUCGUCCGCGAAACCUUUACCCGUAUGGGCAUUCGCAAGCAGACCAACCUCUUGUACCGACAGUCAAACUACAAUCUUCUACGCGAGGAAUCUGAAGGUUAUUCUAAGCUUCUAACCGAACUUUUUACGACAAGUAACAAUGAGCCUCCAUCCAGUGAAGUGGUGGAAGACACCUUCGAAAAGGUGAAGGCGAUGAUCGGUGCUUUCGACAUGGAUGUUGGCCGUGUACUCGACGUCACUCUUGAUGUCUUCGCAGCGGUCCUGGUGAAACAGUAUCGCUUCUUCGUCAAACUCUUGCGAGCUAGUUCAUGGUGGCCGAAGGAGGACAACUUCCGCAAUAUGGAAGGUGGAAACCGCGAUUCUGGUCUCCCCAAAUGGGCUCUACCCGGAUCGACUGGGUGGGCGACUACAGAUGAAGAGCGAGCCGACAUCAUGGUUGCGAACGAACAGCGCGAUCGCGACUUUUGGAACCGGGUGAGAGAGAUCGGGAUCCGGGCUUUCUUUGAGAUUGGCCGACGACCUGUUACUCAGGAAGAGGUACAGCGGAUACUUCCUGAAAGCCACAGUCUUUCUGAGGAAGAAAAGUCAAUGCGAAAGUGGAUCGAGGAGACAGGCACAUUGCCGCCAAAAGGUAGUCGAGUCGCGGCUCAGCUUCUCGGUUUCAAGUUACGCUUCUACUCUUCCAAGGCUCGCUCAAAGUCAGACGUUCUUCCAGAUAAUCUCAUCUACCUGGCAGCUCUGCUGAUCAAAGUGGGCUUUAUCUCCCUGCGCGACCUAUACCUUCAUCUCUGGAGACCAGAUGACUCAAUGGAUACAUUGAAGGAGGAAAAGCUCAUGGAGAAGGCUGAGAGAGAGAGAGCUGCACGUCCGGGAGGUGGUGUCAAUGCUUUGAUGAUGGCCGGUGCCCUAUCGGAUGAUACUCUCCCCAUGCCUCGCAUUCGUGAAUCCGAGCCCCGGUCUGCCACUCCCGGAAAGGAACAAGAAGCAGACAAAGCUGCCGCUGCGAAGGCAGAAGAGGAGGAGCUGCCGGAACCUUCAGACCAGAAGGUUAUGCUAUUGAAAAGUCUAUUGGCAAUCGGCGCCCUUCCAGAGUCUUUGUUCAUCCUCAGCAAAUUCCCUUGGCUCAUGGACGUCUAUCCGGAGCUCCCGGAAUUCAUUCACCGUAUUCUUCAUCACUGUCUUAGCAAGGUCUAUGCUUCGUUGCGUCCCUUACCCUCUGCUGAGGGGCUUAACGAACAGAAGCAAAUCCCGAGCCAAGAUCAGGCAGGCCUGGCAAAGGGUCAGAUUCGUCUGGCUCAGGCACCACCACGGCGCGUCCUGCGAUGGGCACAGCUAGACAAGGAGGAUACCAACGACGGAACCGACUAUCGAUUCUACUGGGAUGACUGGGCUGACAAUGUUCCCAUUUGCCAGUCGGUUGAUGACGUUUUCGCGCUCUGCUCUUCAUUUCUCAAUCUAUCAGGUCAUAAGAUCGGCCAGGACUCUACUCUGCUCUCGAAACUUGCGCGAAUCGGGAAGGAUAGUCUCAGCAAAGACGAUUCCCCCGAAAAUAGGGCGCGUUGGCAGGAUCUUUGCAAAAGGCUUCUGGUUCCGUCCAUUAGUCUUACAAAAGCUAAUCCUGGAGUUGUGAAUGAAAUCUUCGAUCUCGUCAGCUUAUUCUCCAGAGAGACCCGUUACAACAUGUACGCGGAGUGGAACUCAGGACAAACGUCUCGACUACCGGACCUCAAAGCCGCCUUCGACCAAGCAAGAGCCGAGACGAAAGACGUCCUAAAGCGACUGAGCAAGACAAACAUUCGUCCAAUGGCUCGUGCCUUGGCCAAGAUUGCUUAUGCGAACCCUGGAAUUGUCAUUAAUGUCGCCAUCAACCAGAUUGAAUCUUACGAGAAUCUUAUCGAAGUUGUUGUGGAAUGCGCACGCUACUUCACUUACCUUGGAUAUGAUAUUCUGACCUGGGCUCUGAUCAGUUCUCUUGGCCAGAAGGGUCGAAGCCGUGUACAAGAAAGUGGUCUAUUGACUAGUCGAUGGUUGAACGCCUUGUCCACCUUUGCAGGCAGAACCUUCAAAAGAUAUUCUGUCAUGGACCCGGCUCCUUUGCUGCAGUACGUCGUCGAGCAGCUGCGGCAAGGCAAUUCAACGGAUCUCAUCGUCUUGGAGCAAUUGAUCAGUUCCAUGGCAGGCAUUAUCACAGACACCAAUUUCAACGAGGCACAAAUCCAGGCCAUGGCCGGUGGCGAGGUCCUUCGAGCUCAAACUAUCCUUCAGCUGCUAGACAAACGUCACGAAUCCAAAAUGACCUCGAGACGACUCAUGAAAUCUUUGACAGUAUCUAAACUCGCUGGCCAGCUACUUAUUGCUAUUGCUCAGGAGCGCCUGACAUGUAUCUUCAAGGAAACUGAGGGCGCUUCGGAGCUGAAGCUGCUGGGUAACAUUUUUGACGAGAUUCAUCGCAUUCUGACACAGUACCUCGAUCUUCUUCGUAGCAAUCUCACUGUCGAGGAGUUCGAUUCUUUCGUCCCCGAUUUGGCAUCCCUCAUCGGUGAAUAUGGCAUUCAACCAGAGGUGGCCUUUUGGAUUCGAAGGCCAAGUAUCGCGCUGAAGAUUGCGGACAUCGAAAAGGAAGGGCAGGAUGAGGAUGCGGGGGCAGCGCAUCGGGACUCAGAGGACAAGCGUCAGCUCAAGAUUGAGGGUGAUAAGAUGGAUACAGGAGAAGAUGGAGAGACAACCCCUGCUGCAGUGGAGCCAUCAGCGGAGCACACUAUGGAAGUGGACCAGGAGAAACCCGAGCCUGCAGAUAAUGCACAGGGCAAUGCUGAAACAACCACUGCCAUCCCCGCACCCGCUGAGGCGCCAUCUCUCAAUCCAGUCAUUCAAGACCUCCACGAUCAGAUUAGGGCGGCCCUACCUACUGAAACCUGGGGUACUGUCGGUCUUCAUUUCUACGUCACCUUCUGGCAACUGUCACUUUACGAUGUUCACAUUCCGCAAAAAGCUUACGAAGAUGAAAUUGAUCGCCAGAAACGUAAAGUCAUCGCGAUCAAUAAUGACCGUUCCGACAUCAGCAUGGCCGGCACGCAAAGAAAGGAGCGUGAGAAGAAGCAACUGACACAACUGCAGGAUCGGAUCCUAGAGGAGAACAAAGCUCAUCUGAAGGCCUAUGGUCAAACAAGGACGAAACUGCAGAAAGAGAAAGACCGAUGGUUUGUGGGCAUGCGCGGCAAGCACGAUGCUCUCAACGUUGCUCUGUUGGAGCAGUGUUUCUUGCCUCGUUUGCUCUUAUCAUCCGUCGAUGCGUUCUAUUGUUUCAAGAUGCUCAAGUUUCUUCAUACAACGGGUGCCCCCAAUUUCCGGACAGUCGGCCUUUUAGAUCAACUUUUCAAGGAGCAACGGCUGACAGCCUUGAUCUUUCAGUGCACAUCCAAGGAGGCGGACAAUCUUGGUCGAUUCCUGAACGAGGUCAUCCGCGAUCUCAGUCGCUGGCAUGCAGACAAGACGGUCUAUGAGAAGGAAGCCUUCGGAAAUAAGAAAGAUCUUCCAGGUUUCGCCAUGAAUGUUGACCUCGAAGGGAAACCCACCACUUUCCUCGAUUAUGAGGAUUUCCGGCGACUGCUGUACAAAUGGCACCGUCUUCUGGCGUCCGCAUUGAAGACAUGCUUGAACGGAGGAGAAUACAUGCACAUUCGUAACUCUAUCAGUGUGCUGAAGGCUGUCGUUCAGCAUUUCCCUGCUGUGAACUGGAUUGGUCGAGAUAUGCACAAAAGCAUGAAAGAACUUAGCGAGACGGAUGAACGUGAUGAUGUCAAGAUCCCCGCUGCUUCGCUCAUUGGUGAUCUCAACCGACGCGAAAAGAAAUGGUUACUUCCCCAGGCGUUCAAUAUCGCCCAUCAACCGGCGCCGGGCAAGGCAAUUGCACCCAACGCCACAGGAAAGCCCGGUACCCCACGGCCUCAAUCUGGAACCCCGGCUUCUUUGAAUGCUUCUGCGCCCGAAUUCAAACCCACAGCUGCCAAUGAAAAUCAAGACGCUAUAAACGCCGAGGCUUUAACUCGUGUAGAGGUUGAAGAUGGUGAGAUUGAGGAUGCGAAAAUGGCCGAUGCUCCAGUAAGGAAUGCGGAAGAAAGUACCCAAUCAGCUCAACAAGCCGAGACGUCUGAUACCACCGCCGCUUCUCAGCCUAAUGCAGCUGAAGCCCAACCUACCGAAACGACAGAACCGAGUGGCCGCGCUCAGGCCUUGGACGAUAAAGAGACACCUUCUCUUGCUGCAGCGCCAUCUGAAGGCGAACCUGCUCCUCGCCCCCACGUUCCUGCAUUGCCUGCCGAGUCGUCAGCUGCAUCUAAAGGUCCUGAGCUUAGUAGGCCACCGCCCAAUAUCCCAAAGCGCCCCGACUUCGACAGAGCUCCAUCCGGGACACCUAACACCCGUACUCAAACGCACCUGCCUAACCGGCGACUGCCCCCACGACCUGAUCUAAUGGAGAAUCGACGUGAGCGACAUCAAGAAUAUCCCCGUGGCGGUCGAUUCGACGGGGAACACGAAUUCAAUCGACCAUUUGAUCCAGCGAUGGGCGAUGGGCGGGCAUAUGGUCGCCUUGAUCGGGACUUCCCCGGGCGGCCUCCUGUAGACGAGCCGUUCCGUGGCCCUCCUCUUCGAGAUGGACGCUCUCUCCGGGAGAACGACUGGCCAGAUCGGACUGGCCGGCUGCGUCCUGAUGGCCGCGAAAGCCUUCCGACUCCCCGACCAGGUCCACCAACCCACCCUGAUCGGCUUGAUAUGAUCCAUGAUCAUCCCGAGCGGACUGGGGACAAUUUCCGUAGGGGUGAUUCAGGGCGGCAGGAAAGAGACGAGCGGAGACCCCUACCAACACGAGCCUUGUCGCCUGCGCGCAUGGAGCCACCGAAUCGGCCGGAACGAUUUCCGUCUGAUGAUCGCCGAUCUGCCAUCUAUUCUCAGCAGCAACUGCGCGGCGAAGAUAUGCCGACAGGACCCCGCAGCGAACGGUUCGGUCGGCAACCCAUCGACUCUGACCCUGGCAUUGACAUGACGGCCGGACGCUUAAGGCAGCCAGAGCCACCGGCCGAUGUGCCCUUAGGUCCCCGCGGCAGGAACAUGUCAGGACGAGGUGGACGCAAUGUGUCCGGCACAUCCCACACUGGUCCCUCAGGUUCUGGCCCUACCGCUGGAACUGCGCCUGAUCGCCAGCCCCCUACAGGCCCUGGUCGUCAGAAUGUUCGAGCUGCGCCUGAUCAGUCCUCUUCAGCGGGCCCUUCAUCGCCUACCACCGAAAAGCUCGACACCAGUGGUAUCCAUCCUGACCGGCUGAAGGUUCUUCAACAACAGCCCAAAGACACUUCCUAUGGGGGCAAUCCUCGCUCGCACCCUCCCCCGUCUCCUGCAUCUGGUGUUCCUCCGUCCGGUCCCAGGGGGACUGCUGGACCCCCUAGUGGGCCAUCAUCUGGCCCUCGCGGCCCACCUUCUGGGCCUGGCUUUGGUGGUGGAGGUGGCGAACGAGGCCGUGGCGACAAACGCUUUGCUGGGAUCAACAACAUGCUACAGCAGUCCGGAGGGCCGCCCGACCGCAAUCCAGGACCUAUGAUUCGUGGUCGGGGUGCCAAUCGACAAUCGGCUGGGGCGAACACUCCCGUAGGCUUGGAGGAGAGUGGUCGCCUUGGCCCUUCUUCUCAAGGGAGACCCGACUUGCUUGCUUCACGGCCAUCAGGAGCAUCAUACCCGGAAGAUGAAAAUCCUCGAAACCGAUUUGGAAAUGGACGAGGCGAGUUGAUGGACGAGAGUGGUUCCGAGAGCCGGCGAUCCAUGCGGUAUUCUUCGGGCGGUAGCUUCAACCAGGAUCGCAACGAUCGAGAGCGAGAACGUGAGCGUCGUGGCGGCGGUGGCGGCGGCGGCGGCGAGGAUGAAGGAUCACGGAGUAGCUCUCGACGGGAGGAGCAUCGGGAUCGUACACGCGAUUAUGAGCGUGAGCGCAGCCGUCGCAGCGAUGCUGGAGCGGGCACUCCGCGCGAAGAGCGCUUCGAGUCUCGUGAAGUUUCCCGGCGGGGUGCUGGAGCACGCGAGGACAAUCGGCGACGACGUGACCGUGAAGAAGGAUCGGACCUUGCCCCGAGCAGUCAAGACCACGAAGGACGUCUCAGGCCACCAUCAUCCCUUGGAGGACAACCUCCACCUCCACCGCCACCACCUGCUGGCGCAGAGGAGGAGCCACGACGCUGGAGCGGUGGGCGGGAAGGGCGAGACCGGGACCGCGAUCGCAGAGGUGAUCGCCAGCGAGAUCGGGAAUAUCAUCGUGACGGUGCUGGCGGAGGGCCUCAUCGUAAGCGCAAUCGACCGGGAGACGACGGAACUCAUGGCGAGGGAGCCGGACGAGGAGGAAUGCGCAUGGGUGGUGAAAGCAAGCGACCACGACGUGGGGGUUAG
Aspergillus aculeatus ATCC 16872 is the source of this 7507-nucleotide messenger RNA. RefSeq names its product putative THO complex component (Rlr1). Gene Ontology annotation, molecular function: mRNA binding. The coding region runs from base 155 to 7507 and encodes 2450 amino acids. Lineage: Eukaryota; Fungi; Ascomycota; Eurotiomycetes; Eurotiales; Aspergillaceae. The record is from RefSeq and is a predicted model, not a curated record. Gene Ontology annotation, biological process: mRNA processing; mRNA export from nucleus. The transcript has 4 exons. Gene Ontology annotation, cellular component: THO complex part of transcription export complex.